This is a messenger RNA of Dentiscutata heterogama, 492 nucleotides long. The record is from the annotation of a GenBank genome assembly. Lineage: Eukaryota; Fungi; Glomeromycota; Glomeromycetes; Diversisporales; Gigasporaceae.
AUGGCGGAUACCGUAGAAAUAGAGUAUGAAAAUGGGUCGUCUAACGAUCAGGAAACAAUCUUUACAGACAUCACAAUAAAGGAACAGAAUAGUGAGCCUAUUUUAUCUAAAAAAGAAUUAUAUGCAUGGUACCUUUACGCAUUUGCUUGUGAAGUGUAUUCAGUUGUAUCAUUAUCAAGCUUUAUACCAUUGAUCUUGGAACAAUUCGCUUCAGAACAAGGUGUUCUCAAUAUUGAUCAUGAGAUCGCUUGCAAAAAUUCUACUGAACUUAAGGCUUUUGAAGAAGUACGCUGUGUUGUCAACAUUUUUGGAUUAUGGGUUGAUACUGCCUCGUUUAGCUUAUACACUUUUUCAUUUAGUGUAAUUCUACAAGCAAUUACCGCCGUAUCUAUCGGUGCAACGGCUGAUCACGGUGCAAUGCGCAAAACUUUAUUAAUAAUUUUAUUUCGUCGGAAAUUUUUCUUACAUCUUGAUGAUUUCUCGCCAAAACUG